Molecule: messenger RNA, 6392 nt
Organism: Bubalus bubalis (water buffalo)
Lineage: Eukaryota; Metazoa; Chordata; Mammalia; Artiodactyla; Bovidae
Gene: VTI1A
Product: vesicle transport through interaction with t-SNAREs 1A
Exons: 7
Coding region: 1164-1820 (218 amino acids)
Biological process (GO): intra-Golgi vesicle-mediated transport; retrograde transport, endosome to Golgi; Golgi to vacuole transport
Cellular component (GO): late endosome membrane; ER to Golgi transport vesicle membrane; endoplasmic reticulum membrane
Molecular function (GO): SNARE binding; SNAP receptor activity
Source: RefSeq, a predicted model, not a curated record
UUAUUACUUGUAGACUUUUGGAUCACAGCCAUUCUGACUGGCGUGAAAUGGUACCUCAUAGUGGUUUUGAUUUGUUCAUUAGUUUUAAUGUUGAAAACUGUAGUUUUCAACAGUUUGCUGUUGUUUUGGAAUAGAUUACUAAAAACAACUUAUAUAUAUUUAGAACUUAUCAAGCAUUGUUCAAGAGAGUACAAAGAAGGAAUACGACAUACUCUUCAAGGGGCUCACAGUUGAUAAUUUUCUUACUCGGGUGAGACGUUGGAGGUUCUGAUGGGAGAGUAUGUGAAAGAGCACGCUUCCAGGCAGGGGCUUCCAACCCAGGUGUCUGUGCAGGAAUGAAGUGGGUUUGUGGGGGAAGGCACCCAGGAGGGAUACCCACACUGAAACUUGAAAGGAGAAGAGGAAUUUGGGAGAAGCAGGGUCUCCUCAGCUUGGAAGAAUAACAAACAAAGUGGGGUGGGGGGAGUGUAAUGUGGUCGAAGGGAGGAAGGGGAGACCUUGAGGGUUUGACAUCCUUCAGGUGUAGCAUGUGGGACUAGGGCCUUAGUUACCAAACCUUGCUCCACAUUAAAAUCAACUGGGGGUCUUUAAGAACUCCUGCCGCCUAGCACCCACUCCUGGACAAUUGCAGCUUAAUUGGUCUGGGUCCCCACUUGGGCAUUAGCCCUUGAUGAGCGUGAAUGCUUGGCAAAGCCUUGCAGGUUAAGUUGAGGAGCUUGGCCUUUAUUCAUCUGUGAUUAGAUGCAAUUGAAAGAUGACUUUUGCUGGGUAAUGCACUUGCUUUAUAUUUAAUGAAGCGUUUAAAACAAUGAUGCUGUUUCUUUAAUGGGAGUUGCAGUGCCAUUUAACUUGCUUUCAUUUUUUUCUCUCAAAUCUUCAGUGCUGUUUAAAAAAAAAAAAACUUGGCAAAAUUCAGUAUCUUACAGUGACAGUUACUCUCAUGUCUUUUGCAUCAAAAUGCUUUAGUUAAUUUCCUCUUGAUUUAAAGUUAGGUACCCCGAUAGCCACUAUUUGGGGGAAACAAGUGCCAUAGCAUGAAUAAUUUUUCUCCCUCAGUGGUAAAACAAAUCUUUUAACUUCUCACUUGAAUCACAAAACAGAACCUCAGCCUUUAAUUUCAUUCUACUAAAUGGACUGUGCCUCUGACCUUUUCCUUUGGGUCAAUGCCAGUAGAACAUCUUCAUGUGAAUUUUUUGUUUAAAAGGUCACGGAUCGCCUACAGUGACGAAGUACGGAAUGAGCUCCUAGGGGAUGAUGGGAAUUCCUCAGAGAACCAGAGGGCACAUCUGCUCGAUAACACAGAGAGGCUGGAAAGGUCAUCUCGGAGACUAGAGGCUGGAUACCAAAUAGCAGUGGAAACCGAACAAAUUGGCCAGGAGAUGUUGGAAAACCUCAGUCAUGACAGAGAAAAGAUACAGAGAGCACGUGAAAGGCUUCGGGAAACAGAUGCUAACUUGGGGAAAAGCUCCAGGGUUCUGACAGGGAUGUUGCGAAGCACCCAGCAUUUCACCAUUGGCCAACAUCUGCUACACCAAAACAUGGACGUUCGAAUCUCGAAACAGAUGCGAGUCGCUCUCCCCCACUCCUCGAUCCAUCUGAACUGUAAACAUGGAUGCUGCAGCUUUUGUAGCCUGUACCAUAAUGUCAUUACUUCAACUAGUGUUUGGGGUAAAGUGCUUGUCUUUGGAAGAGAGAGAAAAGAAUUAAGAUUGUGGUCACUUUCUUUGUGGACUGAGGAGGGGUUUCAUGGGACGGUGGUCUGUGUUUUAGCAGAAAGAGUGCUGACAGGCCAGGGCUUGGACUACAGAGCGAACUUCUAGAAGGCAGGGAGUAACUUCUGUGACUCGAGCAUCUAGCCUUGCAGGCACACAGUAGGUACUCAAUAAUUAACUCCCUCCUGGUUAAUAAUCAUUCAGAGGGAAGACAGCAGUGUUGAGUAAUUGCUAAGGAAAGCCCCCACAAGGCGCACUUUUGCUUGUAAACUGGAGGUCAGAUACCUGAGCGAGCAGGUGGUCGUACAGAUAUGUCAGGCGGGCCUGGCUGAACAUCACACAGUGGGAAGUGAAGGCCUGGGGUGAACCAACGUGUGCACGGCUGAUCCUAAAGCAUUCAGGUUUUUUCAAACAUCAACUAAGCCAAACAAAACAGUCUAAUCUGCAUUUAUGCCUAGGCUUUGAGGAAAGCUAAUUCUAUUAAUAGCAUAGGGAUGUUUCCACUGAGAGAUAGCCAAGUCCCAAACAGGUUAAGAACAGUUUCCACCAAGUGCCAGGAUUAAGCAGGUAACUAUGCAAGGGUAUUGCUCUUUCCUCAGUAAUAACACUCUGUGUAAGAUCUGCUCUGUGCAGGGCCAGUUCUGAAACCACCAGGCUCCCUUUCUUGCUUUGGAAUUUGGUUGAAAUCCACUUGUAAUGUUCACCAAGGUCAACUUAGAAAAAGAGAAUACCCAGCAACAUAUCCUAUACUUUAAGAGGAAGGGUCCAUGGAAGGCAAGAGAAGCAGCCCGUGCAUGCAUGUCUGCUAGCACACAGGUGUGUGUUAGUCAUUCAGUUGUGUCCGACUCUCUGUGACCCCAUGGACCGUAGCUUGCCAGCCUCCUCUGUCCAUGGAAUUCUCCAGGCAAGAAUACUGGAGUGGAUCUUUAUUCCCUUCUCUAGGGGAUCGUCCCAACCCAGGGAUCAAACCCAGGUCUCCCUCUUUGCAGGCUGAUUCUUUACCAUCUGAGUGACCAGUGAAACUAGCACACUGGUGACCUUCAAAUCAUCAUUUUAAACACCAGCUGGUCAACAACUGCCUUCUGCCCAGCCUGCUGCCUCCCUGGGGUGAUCUCCUCGAGUCUGAUUAAUCGUACCUCCCAAUAAAGGCUGGUAGGUUGUACAUAAACAUUUCCAGUACAGAGCCUCUUGGCCACAAGGUUUUUCCUUUAGGAAAUACUAGCCCAAGUCCCUCGUGUUGGAACACAUGACUUUUAAUAUCUGUAGAUGUUCUGCCCAAGAUACACCUAGGCUAAAUUCAUUUCAUUCAGUUCAGUUCGGUUCUUUCGCUCAGUCGUGUCCGACUCUUGGCGACCCCAUGAAUCGCAGCACACCAGGCCUCCCUGUCCAUCACCAACUCCCGGAGUUCACUCAGACUCACGUCCAUCGAGUCAGUGAUGCCAUCCAGCCAUCUCAUCCUCUGUCGUCCCCUUCUCCUCCUGCCCCCAGUCCCUCCCAGCAUUAUUACGGUAAAGCUCCUUUCAAUUGUAAUGGCAUUAAGCAGUUUUAUACAUGGCCGUGUCGUGAGCACCUUGAGAGUAUACUGAGCACAUCUUAAGAGAGCUAUUGCUGUAUAGUGAGGGGGCAGAGAAACACAUGUUAAUUAUCCCUGUGAAUCUUAUAAGUGUUUUGGAAAAUCAGAAAUCAAACCAUUCUUUGGAUGUAGAGAGCAGUCUCUUCCCAAUGACUGAAGGGGCAGUUGGAGGUGUUUUCUUGUCUUCACAUGAUCCUGAGAGGUAGCUAGGAACAGAUGUACAACAAACGAUUCAGACCCAUUAGGCAUCAUGGUGUAGCAUUUGAAGCAUCAUUUCAAGUUGUUCAUUUCUUCUAAAAUGUAUGGGCUCAUUAAAGGCGGUUGUAGUCUCUUUUGUAAAUAGGAUCAGUGAAAGAACUAAAAUUGUCCAUCUGUCCAUUAAACAAAGAACUGGAAUCUGAGACCCACACCCCAAAGUGGCUUCCUAGAGACUAUGCAUUUCAUUUUAUUUUUAUUUAUUUAUUUGGCUGUGUUGGGUCUUUGUUGCGGCACGUGGAAUCUUCGCUUUUUUGCUGCAAUAUGCAAACUCUUGGUUGCAGCGUUUGGGAUCUAGUUCCCUGACCAGUGAUUGAAGCCUGGCCCCUGCUUUGGGAGUGCAGAGUCUUGGCCACUGAACCACCAGGGAAAUCCUGAGACUGUGUAUUUUAGAAUGGUGCAAAAAGCAAAGCCAUGGAAAAGACGAAUUUAAUACCAUGUACCUGCAAAGGUAGGGAGUUGAUCUCUACCCUCAUUGGUUAGAGAGUCACUUUGAGGUAUUUCAGUAUUUGCAGGUGGCAGCUCGUGCUUCCUUUGCUCACUGACUUUUCAUAACAGUAGAGUAGGCAGAGGUCAGACAGCACUCUUUAAUGGCUACAAUGUAGACCUGGUCUUAUCCAAUCAGGUGCCAGGUACUCUCCUUAACUACAACUAAAGAAUUCCUUUAACUCAGAAUUCAGAGCAAAAGCAAGUCUCUCUUCGGUAGCAAAGAACCAAAGUUAUAGUGUGGGCAUGACUAUGCAUAGGUCACAUGAAGAACUGGAAACAGGUAUAGAGAAACCAUAAUAUGCAGUGACGAGGCGCUUGCAGGUGUUAAUUACCCAUUCCUCCCCUCCCUGAACUGUGGUGAAACCCAUGGUCAGAAGCUCCCAGGGCUGAGCCCAUUCUGGCUCCAACCAGAGCCUCCUCUUUCAUUGUCACACUGAUUCCCUUUUGUCCUCUGAUUCCUGCAUCCCUUCCUGGUUUGUGCUCUUUGCAUUGCACUGUCAAUUACUCUAAGACAGAGUUAAUAUCCUAAUUACAAAGGAGUCUCCAUUUCACCAGCCUCAGUUCCCGAAAGAAUCACGCCCAGAUGUCACCCACUAUAUUUCUGUUGCUCCAGCACUUUCUGACCUUUGUGCUCAUUUGAGAAAUCUCUGAAAAUGCUGAAGGUAUCACUCUCCCUCAGUGGAAAUAUUCUUUGGGAAAAUUCCCAGUAACACUGUAUUUCCUUCCCUGCUAUGGCAACCAGGGUUUAUAAGGCCUGUUUGCUUUAGGUGAAGAACAGCUUUCAGACUAAAUGUCUCCUUCACAUAGUAAAUCAUGGAUGGUUUUCUGCAUCAAACUAUCCAACUCCAGUAUCAGUCUAUUGGAGAGAAAGAACUGUGGUGCCUGGUUGAUGUCUGCUAUUUACCUCCUUAAAUUUCAUGUCAUGGGGGUCUGGUGGUUUGGCAGUCUCUCCUUCAGGUCCAGGACAGUCUUAGAUUGUCCUUCAUGUCACUUAUGUGAACUCUCUCUCCCCCCAUCCCCACUGUUUUGUUUUGUUUUUUUAGUAUGAUACAGAUUUCUGGUUUGUGAACUCUGAAACCAUAUUUUACAAAUCAGUAAGACAUGUGAUGUGAAAAAAAGAUUUUUUUUUUCUGAUUUGUACAUGUACUUUACAGAAAGUUUCUUAAAAUGAAAUCAGAUUAGCUAUACAUUGGGGGAAAAUCACCUUUUAAAAAUAUAAGAUUAUAUAAUAUAGACACUGCCCUAAGAAGAUGCAGAUAUGAAGAGUCUCCCUCUCACAUACCCAGAGUGAAAUGUAUUUUCAGCUGUUAGACUUACAACUUAUUUUUGCAAAAAUAAUAAUAAUAAUUCCUUCCAUAAGCUUAUAUACAUGAGAAAAAUAACCAAGAAGCUUCACUUUUCAAAAUAUAUUGAUAGGGCUUCCCUGGUGGCCCAGUGGUUAAGAAUCUUCCUUCCAGUGCAGGGGACACAGGUUUGAUCCUUGGCGAAGGAUUUGAUUCUUAGCGAACUAAGACCUCACAUGCCAUGGGACAACUAAACCUAUGUACCACAAAUUAGAAAAGCCCACGCACUGCAGGGAAGACCCGGGCAGCAUUAUAUAUAAAAUAUACUGAUGGUACAACCCUCAGUCCUAUAACCAGAAAGAAUUAGCAUCUUCAAGCCACUUUUUUCCACUGUGGAAGGAGAAUGGGUUAGAUUUUUUUUUUUUUUCAGAGUUAACUAUUCCCAGAAUGGUAGACAGUGUGCAAAUCCUAGAAAGAGUUUAUUUUGCUUAAAAUGUGAGCAUUUUCCCUCCAGAUUAACUGUGCUGUUGAAGCCAAACCUGUAAUUACUGUUAUCUAAUAGUUUUAUAGCAUGCCAUGCACUAUUUACAAGGACUUUUUUUCACUGCUCAUUCAGAAAUACAAUUCAAUGUUGAAAAGGAGCUCUUUUCCCUUGAUAUGGGAAAAGAGGCUAUGCAAGGGCAAAAACAGUCUUUUUCCUCCAGAUUUGUGUUCUGUCUACCCAGAGUUGAAGUAUGUUCCUACCCAGGAACAGAGUAUGAUCGUUCUCUGUGAAUUUAUUACAUGAAAAGAAUAUGAUUUUUUUUUUUAAUGGGUGGGAACGCCUUAUUUUCAGCUUAUGUCCAUGACCUCAUGGGAAUUGUAAAAGUGGGAGAAAACCCUCCCAGGGAAAAGCCCUGUAGGUCAGAGUGAAUUAAAUCAUCAGAGAAUUUUCAUCCAUCCUUUCCAGGGUCAAGUCUAAAUCUGUAACAAGAAGUCUGCACACAGCAAGGUAGGAAUCUAGGAGCCAGGGAGAGGGGGGCAUAUCUUUCUGGGACUUGAUGGAGCCUCUGUUGUUACGGUAAAGAAUCCACCUGCCAA